GUGAACUCGAACUCGGAGCCCUGAGUGUCUGCGCCGAGCAGCUCGGCCUCCUCGGUGUCCAGGAAGGAUAAAGCCCGGCCCAAAACAACAUGUACAGGAUCUGAAAAGAUGGAGAUGGAGGUUGGAAAACAUCCUUGUCCUGGGAAUAUUGUGCAGCAAAAGGAGGGGAAAAGGAGUCAGGAGAACACAGCAGUCACCACUUCUGCAGAAAGACUGAAUUCAUCUUAUUUUUAAGCCUCUGAGCAGAAUAAACCGUUCAGACCAAAGCGUGACGGGGAGAAAGCGCGAAAUAACAUUUUGAGGAUGAAAGUGGAACUUGGAAGGAAAAAAAAAAGACCGUGCAAAGCCAGGUGGCUGCUUGCUGUGAACACUUUAUUUAUUAAUAAACACAACACACUCGAAACAUUUGGCUGCUUGACAGAAUCCUCAAAAGUCUUGRAAAGGGAUCAAAGUUCUGGUUCCUGUCCCURUCCCUGUCCCUGCCACAGCCCAGRGAAUGACGGUGCUUUUAAGGACAAUUGCUGUGGAAAACUCCCCUGGAAUUGCGGUUCCUGCCUCCCCGUGCCAGCGGGAGGUGGCUUUGUCCCCUGAGGGUGGCGUUGGGGACAUUUCGGUGCUGCUGUCUGAGGUGCUGAAGCCGCAGAUCCCCCAGCACGGGCUGGGCCUGGCCGAAAGGARCAGCAGGGGCUGGAAAAGCGGCUGGAAAACCGAUCUGGCUGGGUUUAAACUGGCCAAAAUGGUCUUUAUACCAACACAGAGGAAAGGCAGUUGAAUUUCAGGGUCAGUUUUCUUCAUUGCAAUGCUGGAAGUGCUGAGGGUUUGAAAGAUGAAAUGGAGACACGAAGCGGGCGGUGAAGCUCCCGGCUGGAGGUUUUUGGUGUGCCAGCCCUGUUYGGUGGCUCAGAUCUGGGCUGCUGACUCACCGUGCAGCCAAUGUGGCGUUUAAAAAGGCAACGCUUGGCAAAACUGGCACAAUUCCCUGCUUUUCCCGUUUUCCUGCGGAUCRGGAGCUGGGAUUCACAGGGCACAGCCGUGGAAAGAGAACAGAGAUCCAAUUGGGGAUAUAUAAAUAUAAAUUGGGGAUGUAACUUUGUGAAGGAAAAUGAGAAGAUUUUGGCAUUUCUGCAGGGAUUUUGAAUGAAGAAGGUUCUUAGAAAUUAAAGAUGCUGUUUCCAUCCCCGUUUAAGGAAUUUGAGCCAGCACAGGAGGACAGGGACUGGCACCGUGGCACAAGGAGAGUUCCUUCAACGCUCUCCGUUGGAGGAGCACCAGGAAUGACGUCCAGCCCCGUCCCGGCAUCGCAGGAAGAACUCCGGGGGAAGGAAUGUGGCUCCAUAAAUAGCAACCCACGAAUGGGGAGCGCAGGGGAAACCUGCGGGUCCCAAAGUCCCUGCAGGAGCAGCUGCUGCACCCGCCCGGCCCCAAAAAGCCGAGAUGGUUCCGGCUCUGGCUGCGCUUCUGCUGCUGCUCUCCUGUGCCCCCUCCUCCUGUCAGCAGAGGAGGAUAGAUCCCAGCCGGCCGCACCCGAGCGCGCCCCGCAAAGACCUCGCCUUCGGAAAUCCCAUCCCCCGGAAUGCCGGGAAUGCCUUGGGAACAGGAGGAGGAGAAGCCGGGCCAGAGAUGCUGCAGGAGAUGAGGGAAACCAAUCGGGUGCUGCUGGAAGUUCGGGAUUUGUUGAAGCAGCAGUGGCUUUGUUUUGUUGCAACCUGGAGAGUUUCAGCCAAGCUGGGGCAGCUCUCGAGGAAUUUCUGUGCGAUUUUAUCUUCCCUAAAACAAAACCCCAGGAGCUGGCGGUGCCCUGGAGCCACCCCUGGCACUGCCCUGGGCAUCUCUGUCUCGUUGCAGUGCAAUGCCAACCCCUGCUUCCCCAAAGUGCAGUGCAUCAACACCAGCCCCGGCUUCCGCUGCGACCCCUGCCCGCCCGGCUUCACCGGGCAGCUGCUGGAGGGCGUGGGGCUGAGCUUCGCCAGGGCCAACCGCCAGGGACYGACCCCGCUCGCUGUCCCCUUGCAGUGCCUCGUGGGCUGGGCAGGGAACGGUUACGUGUGCGGGAAGGACACGGACAUCGACGGCGUGCCCGACGAGAAACAGCGCUGCUCCGACAGGAGCUGCCGCAAGGACAACUGCAUGACCGUCCCCAACUCGGGCCAGGAGGACGCGGACAGGGACGGCAUCGGGGACGCGUGCGACGAUGACGCCGACGGGGACGGGAUCCCCAACGCCGAGGACAAUUGUGUGUACACCCGCAAUGCUGACCAGCGCAACGCCGACAAGGACAACUUUGGGGACGCGUGUGACAACUGCCGGCAGGUGAAGAACAACGACCAGCGGGACAUCGAUGGGGACGGCAAGGGCGACGAGUGCGACGACGACAUGGACGGGGACGGGAUCAAAAACCCCAUGGACAACUGCAGGAGGGUCCCCAACCCCGACCAGCGGGACAGGGAUGGGGACGGUGUUGGGGACGCCUGUGACAGCUGCCCMACCCUCAGCAACCCCGACCAGGCUGCCCAGGGCUGAGCAAACCCCGAGCCAGGGCAGGAGCAGCUGCUCCAGGCUCCUUCCUCCUCCUCCUCCUCCCCCUGCCCAGGGGACGGCGUGGGGAACGUGUGUGAGAACGACUUUGACCGGGACGCGGUGAUCGACCGCAUCGACGUCUGCCCCGAGAACGCCGAGGUGACGCUCACCGACUUCAGAGCCUUCCAGACCGUGGUGCUGGACCCCGAGGGCGACGCUCAGAUCGACCCCAACUGGAUCGUCCUCAACCAGGGCAUGGAGAUUGUCCAGACCAUGAACAGCGACCCAGGCCUGGCUGUAGGGUACACAGCGUUCAACGGGGUGGACUUUGAGGGCACCUUCCACGUCAACACGGCCACAGACGACGACUACGCCGGCUUCAUCUUCAGCUACCAGGACAGCGCCAGCUUCUACGUGGUGAUGUGGAAGCAGAUGGAGCAGACCUACUGGCAGGCCAACCCCUUCCGGGCCGUGGCCGAGCCCGGCAUUCAGCUGAAGGCAGUGAAAUCCAAGACAGGCCCAGGGGAGUAUCUCCGGAAUUCCCUGUGGCACACGGGAGACACCACGGACCAGGUGAAGCUGCUCUGGAAGGACCCUCGGAAUUCGGGCUGGAAGGACAAGACCUCGUACCGCUGGUUCCUGCAGCACCGGCCCCAGGUCGGCUACAUCAGGGCUCGGUUCUACGAAGGCCCUGAGGUCGUGGCAGACACUGGGGUUGUCCUGGACACCACCAUGAGAGGGGGACGCCUCGGGGUCUUCUGCUUCUCCCAGGAGAACAUCAUCUGGUCCAACCUSCGUUACCGCUGCAAUGACACCAUCCCCGAGGACUACGAGACUUUCCGAGUCCAGCAGGACUAAUCCCCCCGGAACGUCCCUCCAGCCCCACUGCUCCCCAAACCCCGCUCCUGCUCUGGAAUUCUGCCCCGAGAACUGUCAGCACUGCGCCCUCACAGCCUCCAGCACCUCUUCCCCCAAUUCCUUCAAACGCUCCACAAAUCCUCCGGGAAGGGCAGAGGUGGAGACAGGGAGUGACAGAAGCCUGAGCUGCUGCAGCCCCGGUUCCCGUGCUGGGAGCUCCCUGCAGCAGCUGCGAUUGUUGGAGGGAGUUGAGCGUGGAUGAUUCCCAGGAAUCUUUUCCCACUCCAAAGCUCCUGAGUGUCAAUGGUGUUCUCCUUUUCAAGACCCAGCUCGAGUCUGAGAAGGACAMGCGGAGCAGCCUCGGUACAAGUUGCUCAUUUUAAUUAAAAAAAAAAAAAAAGGCACUCUAAGGAGAGUCUCUUUGUUCUGGAAUGUUGGAUAAUAAAACACGUGGAAUGCUGGAUAAUAAA
Messenger RNA from Malurus melanocephalus (red-backed fairy wren), 3845 nucleotides. It is a transcript of the gene COMP, whose product is annotated as cartilage oligomeric matrix protein. The record is from RefSeq and is a predicted model, not a curated record. Gene Ontology annotation, biological process: cell adhesion. NCBI's taxonomy places the organism in Eukaryota, Metazoa, Chordata, Aves, Passeriformes, Maluridae. The transcript is spliced from 18 exons. Gene Ontology annotation, cellular component: extracellular region. Gene Ontology annotation, molecular function: calcium ion binding.